CAGAUGGAAAGUCUUGUAUCGGAAAUGGAAGGUAUUUAUAGUGUUGGAAAGGUCAACAUGUCUGAUGGUAAAGCUCUAGAAUUGGCUCCAGGAUUGACGAAGGUGCUUGCCGAGUCGAGGAAUUACGAUAAGUUACUCGAGGCAUGGAAAGGGUGGAGAGAUUCGUCCGGUAAACUGAUGAAGACCAAAUAUGAAGAGUUUGUACACUUGAGUAAUGAAGGUGUACAGGAAUUGGGAUAUAAAGACACAGGGGAUUAUUGGAGAUCAUGGUAUGAAAGUAAAACAUUUCAACAAGAUGUGGAGAGCCUGCUACAUCAGCUUCAUCCACUAUACAAACAAUUACAUGGUUAUGUCAGAAAACAACUGAAGACAGUUUAUGGUGAUGAUAAAUUUCCUUAUAGUGGCCACAUCCCAGCACAUUUAUUGGGAAACAUGUGGGCCCAACACUGGAACAAUAUCUACGAUCUUGUUGAACCAUAUAAAAAUAAAACAACUCUGAGUGUAACGAAUGAAAUGAAGCGUCAGGAGUAUACGGUGGAGAAGAUGUUCUGGACUGCCGAGGAUUUUUUCAAGUCUUUAGGAUUGGAGGAGAUGCCGAUGCCAUUCUGGAAACAUUCUAUGAUCAGAAAACCUGACGGCAGAGACGUCGUCUGUCAUGCUUCAGCUUGGGAUUUUUAUAAUAAAAAAGAUUUCCGAAUCAAGAUGUGUACAGAUAUAACAAUGGAGGAUCUGAUAACCAUCCAUCACGAGAUGGGACACAUCCAGUAUUACCUUCAAUAUAAAGAUCAACCAGUUAUUUUCAGGAGGGGUGGAAACCCAGGUUUUCAUGAAGCUAUCGGUGAUACAAUGGCUCUGUCAGCUUCUACCCCAAACCACCUAAGAUCUAUUGGUCUCCUGAAAACUAUACCUAAUGACCCAGAGAGCGACAUCAACUUCCUAAUGAGCCAAGCUCUACAGAAGAUCGCCUUCCUUCCAUUUGGGUAUCUGAUAGACCAAUGGAGGUGGAGUGUUUUUAGUGGAGAAACAGUCAAAGACAAUUAUAAUAGAAAAUGGUGGGAUCUCAGAUGUAAAUAUCAAGGAAUAUCACCACCAGUAAAAAGAACAGAAGAAGAUUUUGAUCCUGGAGCUAAAUAUCAUAUUCCUGCCAACACUCCGUAUAUCAGAUAUUUUGUAAGUUAUGUGAUUCAGUUCCAAUUUCAUAAAGGUCUGUGUCAGGCAGCCAAUCAUACCGGAUCUCUAAGGUCAUGUGAUAUUUAUGGUUCUAAGGCAGCCGGUGAAAAACUAGCAAAAAUGUUGAAACUUGGAUCUUCAAAACCCUGGCCAGAAGCUAUGAAAAUGGUAACCGGAAGUACAAAGAUGGAUGCCAGUGCGUUGAUGGAAUAUUUUCAGCCUCUGAUAGAUUGGUUGAAGAAGGAGAAUGAAGGCGAGGAUCUGGGCUGGGAUGAAAACUGUCCUGAAGAUGGUCUGAUUCAAGCUGACAGGUGGUUGAAGUCAUAUGAUAAGCGAGCAGAAAAAGCUACUAAUGCUAUGUAUGAAGGUGAUUGGGCUUAUCAGACAAAUAUUACUGAUUAUACUUCCAAGAUGUCGGUUAAAAGAAGAGUAGAAUUAGAUUUAUUUAAGAAAAAGGCGGCAAUGGAAGCCAACCAAUUAGACUGGAAAAACUUUAAAAACACAGAAAUUAAAAGACAGUUUAAAAAGAUAACUAAUAUAGGACCUAGUGCCAUGAAAAGUAACACAGCUUUAGAAAAGAUGCAACAACUUCAGUCUAAAAUGGAAGGAGUUUAUGGUGCCGCCACAGUUUGUUUGGAAGAAAAUCGGUGUUAUCCUCUAGAGCCAGAUCUGACGCGGAUGAUGGCUAAAGACCGAGACUCUAAGAAAUUAAAAUCUAUCUGGGAACUAUGGAGAGAUAAGACUGGUAGAUUGAUGAAGACAGACUAUAGUGAAUUUGUGAAACUGUCCAAUAUGGGUUAUUUUUUUUACGCCACAGGUUAUAAAGAUACGGGUGAAUAUUGGAGAUCAGCUUUUGAAUCGGAAACCUUUAUACAAGAUCUCCGGGGUUUGCUGAAACAGUUACACCCAUUGUAUGAACAGCUUCAUACCUAUGUUCGUAUGAAAUUAAAAAGUAUUUAUCCUGAUGAAGAUUUUCCUACUUCCGGCCAUAUUCCUGCACACUUAUUAGGUAACAUGUGGGCCCAACAAUGGAACAAUAUUUACGAUAUUCUACAACCUUAUAAAAAUAGAAGCAGUGUUGAUGUCACCCCAACCAUGAAAAAACAGAAUUAUACUGUAAAGAAAAUCUUCAGAACAGCAGAGUAUUUCUUUCUGAGCUUAGGUUUGAAAAAAAUGCCGGAUAGCUUCUGGACAGAUUCGUUGAUGGAAAAACCAAAAGAUGGUCGCAAUGUAGUCUGCCAUGCUUCAGCUUGGGACUUCUACAAUGCCAAGGACUUUAGAAUCAAGAUGUGUACGGAUAUUAAUAUGGAAGAUUUGGUCACAGUCCAUCAUGAAAUGGGACAUAUACAAUAUUUUCUACAGUACAGUCAUUUUCCCCAAGCAUUUAGAGAUGGGGCCAAUCCAGGUUUCCAUGAAGCAGUCGGAGAUACUCUAGCCCUAUCUGUAUCUACCCCGGGGCAUCUCAGAAAAAUAGGAUUACUGAAACCAGGGGCAGAUAAUCAACUGGAUGUUAUUAAUUUUUUGAUGAAAAUGGCAUUAGAGAAGAUCGCCUUUCUACCAUUUGGGUAUCUGAUAGACCAAUGGAGGUGGAGUGUUUUUAGUGGAGAAACUACACCAGAUAACUACAACCAGAAAUGGUGGAAUCUGAGAUGUAAACACCAGGGUAUUUUCCCUCCGGUAAAAAGAACAGAAGAUGAUUUCGACCCAGGAGCUAAAUAUCAUAUACCCGACAACACCCCAUAUAUAAGAUAUUUUGUGAGCUUCGUGAUCCAGUUUCAGUUCCAUAAAGCUCUAUGUCAGGCCGCCAACCAUACUGGACCUCUGUAUAAAUGUGAUAUUUAUCAAUCCAAAGCAGCGGGGAAAUUAUUAGGAGAUAUGUUGAGUUUAGGUGCCUCUAAGCCCUGGCCAGAAGCGAUGGAGAAAAUAACAGGACAGAGGAAAAUGGACGCACAACCAUUACUGGAUUAUUUCCAACCUCUGAUGAAAUGGUUACAAAAACAGAACCUUGACGAACGACCAGGUUGGAGUACUAGUUGUCCUGAUUCCAACGAUUUUGUUAAAGAAACGAAGAAAGGAAAUACGGGACCAGUAUCCACUGGAAAUCAGGUUCAAUUUUCAUCCUAUGUUGUGGUAUUAGUUUUUUCGAUUGUGUUAUCUUUAACGCAUUUUAAUUUUGUGUAA
Messenger RNA from Lottia gigantea (owl limpet), 3351 nucleotides. RefSeq lists its product as hypothetical. Lineage: Eukaryota; Metazoa; Mollusca; Gastropoda; Lottiidae. The record is from RefSeq and is a predicted model, not a curated record. Gene Ontology annotation, biological process: proteolysis. The annotation marks the transcript as partial. Gene Ontology annotation, cellular component: plasma membrane. Gene Ontology annotation, molecular function: metallopeptidase activity; peptidyl-dipeptidase activity. The transcript is spliced from 22 exons.